This is a messenger RNA of Chrysochloris asiatica (Cape golden mole), 1532 nucleotides long. RefSeq names its product hepatocyte nuclear factor 3-alpha-like. NCBI's taxonomy places the organism in Eukaryota, Metazoa, Chordata, Mammalia, Afrosoricida, Chrysochloridae. Bases 132 to 1532 code for a protein of 466 amino acids. The transcript has 2 exons. The record is from RefSeq and is a predicted model, not a curated record. Gene Ontology annotation, molecular function: transcription factor binding; DNA-binding transcription factor activity, RNA polymerase II-specific; protein domain specific binding. Gene Ontology annotation, biological process: cell differentiation; anatomical structure morphogenesis; regulation of transcription by RNA polymerase II.
UCGCUGGGGUGGCGUUGGGCCCGCGCGGGCGCUAGAGUGACUGCUGCUCUCAGCUCUCCGCCUCCGCCCCGCGCGGCCUCCCGUCGCUUUGCACAGGGCUGGAUGAUUGCACCGAGUAGGGUGGCUCCAGGAUGUUAGGAACUGUGAAGAUGGAAGGGCAUGAGAGCAGCGACUGGAACAGCUACUACGCGGACACACAGGAGGCGUAUUCCUCGGUCCCGGUCAGCAAUAUGAACUCGGGCUUGGGCUCCAUGAACUCCAUGAACACCUACAUGACUAUGAACACCAUGACUACCAGCGGCAACAUGACCCCGGCCUCAUUCAACAUGUCCUACGCUAAUCCUGGCCUGAGUGCCGGCCUGAGCCCGGGCACCGUGGCCGGCAUGCCUGGAGGCUCGGCGGGGGCCAUGAAUAGCAUGACGGCAGCGGGCGUAACGGCCAUGGGGGCGGCGCUGAGCCCAGGAGGCAUGGGAGCCAUGGGCGCACAGCCGACGGCCUCCAUGAACGGUCUGGGCCACUACGCGGCCGCCAUGAACCCAUGCAUGAGCCCUAUGGCGUACGCGCCGUCCAACCUGGGCCGCAACCGUGCUGGAGGCGGAGAUGCCAAGACCUUCAAGCGAAGCUACCCGCACGCCAAGCCGCCAUAUUCAUACAUCUCGCUCAUCACCAUGGCCAUCCAGCAGGCUCCCAGCAAGAUGCUGACGUUGAGUGAGAUCUACCAGUGGAUCAUGGACCUCUUCCCCUACUACCGGCAAAACCAGCAGCGCUGGCAGAACUCUAUCCGCCACUCGCUCUCCUUCAACGACUGCUUCGUCAAGGUGGCGCGCUCCCCGGACAAACCGGGGAAGGGCUCUUACUGGACGCUGCAUCCAGAUUCCGGCAACAUGUUUGAGAACGGCUGCUACUUGCGCCGCCAGAAGCGUUUCAAGUGCGAGAAGCAACCUGGGGCUGGUGGGGGCGGGAGCGGCGGCUCCAAGGGCGGCCCCGAGACCCGGAAGGACCCCUCGGGUGCUGCCAACCCUAGUGCCGACUCUCCCCUUCACCGCGGCGUGCACGGCAAGGCCGGCCAGCUAGAGGGCGCGCCCGCCCCGGGGCCUGCAGCCAGCCCCCAGACUCUGGACCACAGCGGGGCCGCGGCGACAGGGGGCGCCGCGGAGCUGAAGGCUCCGGCCUCAUCCGCCGCGCCCCCCAUUAGCUCAGGGCCCGGGGCGCUGGCAUCUGUGCCCCCCUCCCACCCAGCACACGGCCUGGCACCUCACGAGACCCAGCUGCAUCUGAAAGGGGACCCCCACUACUCCUUCAACCACCCUUUCUCCAUCAACAACCUCAUGUCCACCUCGGAGCAACAGCACAAGCUGGACUUCAAGGCAUAUGAGCAGGCGCUACAGUACUCGCCCUACGGCGCUGCAUUGCCCCCCAGCUUGCCGCUCAGCAGCGCCUCUGUGGCCACCAGGAGCCCCAUUGAGCCCUCAGCCCUGGAGCCGGCUUACUACCAAGGUGUGUAUUCCAGACCCGUCCUAAACACUUCCUAG